AGCCAUUUUGGCGCCCGAUUUUCAUUGAAUGUUUCGAUAGUGUACCCGUAGCGGCUGCUGCGACCCCUGCAGCAGGUCGCCAGCAUGCUCUCCUUAGGCUACCCAAAAGACGUGCUUGGUGACACUCAAAAGUACAAAGCAAAUGACAUCUUGGACGAGACCAAAGUGGUGGACCGAAGUGCGUUGGAGAAGCGCACCGUGCAGGCGCCACGGGACUCGGAAGCUCCAGUGACGACUCCCAAGCUACAGAAGGCCACAGAGGCUCCUGCGCACGAUGGUGUUCUGUUUGGACCGGAUGGCAUGCCUUUGCAAGACGAUGCUCCCGUGGAAGAGGACGAGGAGGGUCACCUCCAUGCCAAGUUGGCCGCUCACCAGAAGGUGGAGCUUCAUGACCAGGGCUGGUUUCAUGCCGAAAGCAAUCGCUAUGAGCAGGAGGAAUUGGCCAAGAUGCACAUCAUGACCCUGAGCUCCGCCGUGGCGGAUCGGGAGAAGCAAGGCAGUUUGCGGGAUGGACGUUGGGUGAACAGCCCCCAUGAGUUUGCGGACUUGGGCCUCACUGGUACGGUGCUCUCCAAUGCGCUUGUGCCCUUUCCACCCAAUGACCAGCAGUACUACAUCGCCGGCAAGUACGAUCCUGCCCAUUCCCUCUUGGCUCCCACAGCCGUGCCGAACUUCGCGCACAACGGGGUCUCCAGCAGCACCUGGUUGAGGUUGGUUGACUUUGCUCAGCAUGCGGAUGCGGUACAUCUCUUUGAUGAGUUCUCCUGCAAGACCCAUUGCGGCCGCAUCUAUCAAGGCUCCUUGGACAAUGGCUACUUUGUGGAAGCCUUGCAGGCCAUUUCUUUGCGUCCCAAGUUGGUGAAGCAACUCUUUUACGCUUGGCAGACCCGGCGAUCCAUUUACAUCGCCCGGCUGUUCAAGCACGGGACCUGGAUGAGGGUCGAGGUCGAUGACUAUGUGCCGGUCGGACGGCCGGGCAGGAACGACGCAGAUGGGAACCUUCCGAUUUGCUGCCGAUCAGAGCACUUCCCCAAUGUCAUUUGGCCAAGCCUCAUUGAGAAGGCUUAUGCCAAGAUUCACACCCUGCGCCUUUCAGCCAGUGCCAUCUCUGAAGAUGAUAUGGGAGGAUGGGAGGCCAUUGGUGGGGGUGGCAAGGUUGAAGAUGCCUUGGCCGACCUUACAGGUGGGGUCGCGGGUCGCUUCUAUACCAAGGAUGUGUCUCCAGAUCGCUUAUUCAUCUACAUCCACGACUUGCAGCGGGAUACGCUCUUCGUGUGUCGGCCAAAUCAAACUCUUUGCGAACUGCAAGGGGUGAGGUUGAAUCCGUACUAUCCCUAUGCUGUGAACAGAGCUGUCCAGUGGGAAGGUGGCCUUUACUACCAAGUCUUUUGUGGAGGUCCAGGUGUACAUGAUGGGGGCUUGCAAGACAUCACGGUCCCAUAUACUUUGUCUCAUGGGGACAUGUAUCCUGAGAAGCGUGAAGAUGGCUUCUUUUGGUUGAACGCCGAGGACUUCCAUGAGUACUUUGGCACCAUCUUCGAGUGUCGACUGGUGAACUCCGGCGAUGUGUCUUUACCCAACAUGCCACCUCCCCGUUUCGAGCUGGUGAGACCACCCCCCACAGAGCUCUCCUUGAUGGCCAGUGGCAUGAUGAUGCCAGGUAUGAUGCCUCCUGAAAUGGCUUCAGGCAUGAGCCCUUCCGAAAGUGCCGAUGCAAAUGAGCUCCAGCGGAAGGGCGUUCAGCAUGUGGGUCCCGAUGGUGCCCCUCUGGCGUGGUACGAGUGGAUCUUUGCGAACCCUGGGGAGGUCGUGCGGAUGACUGAGCCGGAGUUCGUGGUCUCGGUCCCGCAGAAUGCUGUACCAUGUGAAGUGGUGUGUGCCAUCGAACAAUUCGAUCCCCGGAUGUUGAUGAAGAAGCCUGGCAGGCCUGAGGCGGUUCCCAUCCUUUGUAAGGUCUAUGAGAAAGUGGAUGGCGAGAACCUCUACAGUCAUCAACUGGUGUGCCGUUCGAACUGGAUCUCCGUGAGGGAUGCCAUGGUCGCCUUCAGCGUGACCCGUGGUGGCGAGUACCUGAUCACUGCAGAGCUGCCUCAAGAGACCAGCCACGUCGAGCGGAUGAUCUUCAGGUGCUAUGCUUCGCAGCCCUAUGUGCAGGUGGCCGCCCAUCGCAUGACACGGAAGCAUUACCUGGUGGAGUCCCGUCAGCUUCCCGGAGCCGCGCGGUGGUCCUUUGUGGGGCUGAUGGAGCCCGAAGGCUUUGACAAGGACAAGCCCGUGCGGUUGGAUUGGGAGUACGAUGCCAUGAGGAAGGCAGCUUUUGACCUGGACACCGGAUGGAGCACUUUGGUGAAAGAAGUACAAGAAGAUUGUGUGCUCAUGUGAGGUCCCGAUGUCCCGACCCCCGCGUCGGCUCGAAAAAAGAAGGGUG
Molecule: messenger RNA, 2428 nt
Organism: Durusdinium trenchii
Lineage: Eukaryota; Dinophyceae; Suessiales; Symbiodiniaceae
Source: the annotation of a GenBank genome assembly